Messenger RNA from Peronospora matthiolae, 222 nucleotides. Lineage: Eukaryota; Oomycota; Peronosporomycetes; Peronosporales; Peronosporaceae. The record is from the annotation of a GenBank genome assembly.
AUGGACAGUAUCCGACGUGGUCCCUCAGCUACUUCUGUAUCGGUAACAAAUGGUGGUAAAAAGACCGCAAGAAAUGCCUUAGAAGGCUACGGAUUUGCCGUGCGGCUGCAAACGUUCCAAGCUACAACGUCGGUCAAGCCACGAUAUGUGAAUACUGCCUUUGCCCGCGGAGACGCUGAAGAGCACGUACGCUCACAAGACACGAUAAAGUUAAAAGUCUAG